CCGGCCCGAUAGUGACCCGGUCGUGUCGCUAGCGUGCGGAUGAGCGAUACCGGUCACCGCCCUGGCCGCCGGUGCCACCGGUUGACGGCCUGCUGGUGACCUCGCCGCUGACGUUCCCCCCGCGUCGUCCGCCACCAUGGGGGUGCGCGCCGUGCUCCGUCGCGACGCCUCCCGCGCCUCGUCGCUACGGAGCUACGUGGUCGCGGGCCGGGGCGUCGUCGGCGCCGCCGGAGGGUCCUCCUCCCGCGGGGGCGGCGACUCCCCCGUGCCCCUGAGGCCGCCGAUGACGCCCCAGGCGUCCAUCACCAAGGCCUCCACCUGCGCCAAGCCGCACACCCUUCACCGCAUGCCCAGCAAGCUCAGGAGGCUCUCGUCCUUGGAGCUCGUGGCCACCUCUCCGGCCCAGCGCAACUGGCGCGGCAUCCUGAUCGCGCUGCUGGUGAUCGUGGCCGUGCUGGGCCUCAUCAUGUUCUCCAUCGUGCUGCUGUCGCCGCCCGACGAGGGGCCGAGGGUCAGGGGGGACAAGUUCUCGCUGCGCGACAUCACCGAGCCCAUGUUCCGGCCCGCGCCCUUCAACGGCACCUGGAUCAGCGGUGUAAUUCACUCAAGUAUGAGGUACAAAUCUUCAGUAAUUGUGGGAAAUUCUAUCACCCAUUUGCCAUUACGUGAAAAUUGUAUCUCUGAUUCUACAAACCAUGGAAUACUUCAUACAUUUGCAAAUUUUCUAUUCCACAUAGAAUGCAAUAAUGAAAAUGGAUUGAAACUUUUUAAAAGCAUAUCAAUGUUAGAAGCAUUAUGCUGUGUUAUUAUCUGUUUCAUCAAUCACUUCUCUCUAACUCUCACAGUUUCAUCUUUCCAAUUUGGUGUCUUUGCUAAGAUUUUGUUCAAUUCGGUCAAGUGCCAACUUGACAGCUUAAAAUAUGCAAAGACUGUCAUUAGAAAAUGUAUUUUUUUCAUCCUGUUAUGUGUACCUUAG
Messenger RNA from Frankliniella occidentalis (western flower thrips), 976 nucleotides. Its product is annotated as dipeptidyl aminopeptidase-like protein 6. The transcript is spliced from 5 exons. Lineage: Eukaryota; Metazoa; Arthropoda; Insecta; Thysanoptera; Thripidae. The record is from RefSeq and is a predicted model, not a curated record. Bases 137 to 976 code for a protein of 279 amino acids.